UGAACUAAUUAAAUAAUGAAUGAUAAACAUUACAGUGGUCCAGAAGUCCCCAAGGAAUCUCAGGAAGUAUCACCUGUUUCAGAAACUGAAACAGAGCAGCCACCAGAGGUGAAGACUGAAGCUGCCACAGAUCAAGGUGACGGUCCUGGUGUUCAGUUUGUGGGUGAGGAACAGACAGAAGUUGUACCUUCAACAAGUAGCGGUAGUCAGCCACAGCGAAAGCCAAUUGUGUGGAACGAAAUUAACAGUGGUGGAGAUAGUGCCUCAUCGCUAGUUAAUCCAGAGCAGUUUCCAGUUCCACGAGGUCAGGGAUCAAGGCGUUCGGGCCGGGGACGGCGUAGUAGGCUACGCGGCACUAGUCCAUACUCCAUGCAGAGGGGAUUCCCAGGAGCCUGGUCAUCCCCUCGAAGAGGUCGAGGUGCACCAGGGAGAGGGGGAUUUUAAUUUGUAAGAUUGACCACUCGCUUCCAUUGCUUUAAGUUCUUUUCUGGGUAGCGAAAUAUGGAAGAAAACUUUAGCUAACUAUUAUGUUGUAUUUGUUAAAUAAAAACUUUCUGCACUGUAUCUCACAGUAAAAUUA
Molecule: messenger RNA, 580 nt
Organism: Limulus polyphemus (Atlantic horseshoe crab)
Lineage: Eukaryota; Metazoa; Arthropoda; Merostomata; Xiphosura; Limulidae
Exons: 3
Coding region: 16-444 (142 amino acids)
Source: RefSeq, a predicted model, not a curated record